AUGCCGAUUGGUAAGCAACCUUCUACCAAUUUUGCAAAAGGCAAGUACUUCUCAAAGUUUCCUGCUUUCUUUCAUCCAUACAUCGAUGACAUUGUUGAUGUUGAACCGGAUGGAAAUUGUGGUUUCCGUUGUAUUUCAUCUAUAUUUGGAUGGGAGGAAGAUGCAUGUUAUGAUGUUCGGAGACAGUUGCAUACUCAAAUCCAGCAACACGAAGAUUUAUUUUCCAAGUUGUUAUAUGACACUGUCUGUGAUGUUAGUAAUUCAUUACUCGUAAAACACUUGGGUGUUCAGAGUAAGGAGAAAUGGAUGUCGAUUCCAGAUAUGGGUUACCCUGUUACUUCUAGAUACAAUGUUGUAUUUGUUUCUCUUUCCAUGUUGAUGAACAUAACAUUUUUCCCACUUCUCAUAGCUCUACUACCAUACACGAGUCGACGUGCAAUCAUUGUUGUUGGUUUUGUCAACCGUAAUCAUUGGAUUCAUGUAAAGUUGAGACUUGAUCUUCCACUGCCUCCCUUCACUGAUUGUUGGAGGAAGAAUUGUUCUAAUAAUGCAAAAGUGUGA
Molecule: messenger RNA, 561 nt
Organism: Vicia villosa (hairy vetch)
Lineage: Eukaryota; Viridiplantae; Streptophyta; Magnoliopsida; Fabales; Fabaceae
Exons: 1
Coding region: 1-561 (186 amino acids)
Source: RefSeq, a predicted model, not a curated record